AUGGGCGCGGCGUCCUGCGGGGACGACGGCGCGGCCUCGUCCUCCGUGGCGGCCCCCUUUGGCGUGUGCCUGGACGACGCCGCCAACCAGCUCUACGUCCUGGAGGGCGGCUGCAGCCGCGUGCGGCGCAUCGACCUGAGCGCCGCCACAAUCGCCACCGUUGUCGGCACGGGCGUGAGUGGCUCCACCUUUUCGCCCGACCCCUUGGCCGCGCAGCUGUCGCGCCCCUCGGGCUGUGCGCUGCUGGCCUACGACGACGGCCUCAACCCCACCACCCUGUUCUUCACGGAUCACGACAACGGCCACGUGCUGGCCUACUACCCCGCAAACGACACGCUCGCGGUCGUCACCGACGGCCUGACCCUCCCAGCGGCACUCGCGAUUGACCGCACCAACCACCUGCUGUAUGUGGUGGAGCGUGGUACUGCCAUGGUCAGCGCCAUCCACGCUGUGCAGCUACCGCGGUGA
This is a messenger RNA of Monoraphidium neglectum, 468 nucleotides long. RefSeq lists its product as hypothetical. Bases 1 to 468 code for a protein of 155 amino acids. NCBI's taxonomy places the organism in Eukaryota, Viridiplantae, Chlorophyta, Chlorophyceae, Sphaeropleales, Selenastraceae. The record is from RefSeq and is a predicted model, not a curated record. The transcript is spliced from 3 exons.